This is a messenger RNA of Pundamilia nyererei, 3431 nucleotides long. RefSeq names its product gastrula zinc finger protein XlCGF57.1-like. The record is from RefSeq and is a predicted model, not a curated record. Gene Ontology annotation, molecular function: RNA polymerase II cis-regulatory region sequence-specific DNA binding; DNA-binding transcription factor activity, RNA polymerase II-specific. NCBI's taxonomy places the organism in Eukaryota, Metazoa, Chordata, Actinopteri, Cichliformes, Cichlidae. The coding region runs from base 1922 to 3307 and encodes 461 amino acids. The transcript is spliced from 3 exons. Gene Ontology annotation, biological process: regulation of transcription by RNA polymerase II.
UUCUUGUACUGAGUUUCAGGGGGGAACAAAACAAAGAUCGGACUCACUAGCAUGUAGCUUAUGGAGACGAUGCCCAUCCCUCGGUAUGUUUUUUGCGAACCGUGUUGUGUUCUGUGAAUUUUGAGGAGCCACAAGCUGACAAAUGGAGGAUCUCAGCGUUUAAUAAACUCACUGGAGCGCGAAUCUGAGCCGCCAAUGAAGCUAAAACACGAAGAUACGGAAGUAAAUGUGGAGGGGCUGCCGCAGGAAGGCAGGGUGAACAUCGGUGCUACCUUCCCCAGGUGGAAAGCACUGAAGAGGGACAAAUGUUUCCAGACUGACGCUGAACUUGCGUGUUUUCUGCUGGACAGCUAUGAGAGAAGUGCCACACCAUCGUCUGCUAUGAAUGGAAAAUUUUCAGAUCUUCAGCAGCUGUUGCCAGUUAAAGAAGAGGUUCGCUGGAGUCCCAGUCUGGACCAGCAGGACACAGACCUUCAUCACAAAAAUGAGCUUCAUCAAAGGCCUCUGACCAGCUGCUCAGAUAAACAAAUAAAAGCAGAAACUGAUGGAGAGGACUGUGGAGGACCAGGAUCAGCCACUGACCCAAACCCACAACAGAGUCCUGAUUCUCUUGAGAUGGAAGUCAGCUUUGGUGAUAAAUUGCAUAAACCUGAAAUUGAAGACAGUUAUGAUGGUAGAAAGAAGAGCAGGACACUUGAGUCAGGCAAAAAUGAAGAUCUGGAAUUUAACAGUGCCAACACAUCCUUCAACUGCUCUGACUGUGGUAAACAUUUCCUUUAUAGGCAAACUCUUCAGAGACAUGUGACAAGUCAUUUGGGAAAAAGGACAAAUAAAAAAUGUUUUAAAAUGAAGCAAAAUCCACAUUCACAGAUGGCGGGCCACAAAGAAGAGAGACUGUUUGAUUGUGAUGUCUGUGGACAUAAAUUUAAGAGAGAAGCAAAUCUUACAACACACAUUAGAGUUCACACAGGCGAGAAACCAUUUAGCUGUAACGUUUGUGGAAAAAAAUUUAGACAUCAGUAUAAUCUCUAUAGACAUUUGAAAAUCCACACUGGAAAGAAAUCAUUUAGUUGUGCUGUUUGUAAUAAAACAUUUUCACAACGGUGGGACCUGAAAAGACACAAGAUUGUCCACACAGGAGAGAAACCCUUUAACUGUAGUAUGUGUGGCAAAAAAUUUACACAGAGGAAUCAUUUUAAGAGACAUAUUAGGGUCCACACUGGGGAGAGACUGGUUGGUUGUGAUAUCUGUGGUAAAAGAUUUAACUGUAAGAAAAACCUAAAGACACACAUGAAAGUUCACACAGGAGCAAAACCAUACAGCUGUGAUAUUUGCAAUAAAAGAUUUUCACAACCAGGAAUUUUGAAAAGACACAGGAGCAUCCACACAGGAGUUAAGAGCCUUCGACCAGAUGAACCAAGACGUCUUGGUUUGAUGGCACUCGUGACACAAUCAGCUGCUUCAGAAAUGGUGCAGACACAAGUCUUGAACAGAGUAGGUAAGUGAAGCACAUUCAAUUGCAUUUGUUGUAGCGUAUUAACAUAUAACUCGUAUGGGCUAUCAAAACGCAUUAUUUUCACAAUAGUGUAUAGCAGGUAAUUGUGCUUUCUUCCAAAGCAUUAGGGAUUUUCUGACAGUGGGGAUUUACUCCAAAAAUACACUGUCUGCAGCUGCAUGACAUUCUGGCUCUGACACGGCCAGGAUGAUGCUUCUCGUUCCAACAGAUGUGUUUCACAAACAUCCCAGAACUGACACACUGUUCCAUUUGCUUAAAAUAGACUUCUUUUUUUUUUUCUAACUGAAGCCAUGUCAAGCUGUACAGAUCAGUUGGGGAGGACAGGCAAAUAGCCAGAUGAGUGACAGGGAGAAUGCAGUAAAUAUUGAAAAUAAAAGAACCCACACAUGCUAAAUACUCCAGUCUAUGGACAUUUGUGUUUCUGGGUUCCCUGCAGAUGGUCAGCAGACGUUCCUGAUUAAAGAGGAGUUUCCCUUGAGCCCCUUUGUGGACCAGCAGGACUCAGACCUCUACCAGAUAAAGGCAGAACAGAAGGAACUCUUCACCUGUCGUGAGGGAGAGCACUUUAAUGGGCUGCAGGAAACUGAUAUUACCAGGUUUCCAGUCACUGCAAUUCGAGUGAAAAGUGAAGAUGAUGAAGAGAAACCUUACUGCUCGCAACUUAAUCAAGACAACAAUGAUUCAGAGCCUCCAAGCAGCUGCUCAGACAAACAAAUAAAGUCAGAAACUGAUGGAGGGCACUGUGGAGAGCCAGACCCUGACAAAAACCAGUCUGGUCAUUUAAAACAAAAUACUGAUGGAAAAGUUUCUGACUCUUGUGAAACUGAAGUCAGUAUUGAUGAUGAUGAUGAUUGGCAGGAGCCUUUGACAGACUCUGGACCAGAAACUGAAGUCAGUAGUAAUGGUGGGAAGGACAGCAGGGCUCUUGAUUCGGGUUUAAAGUGUAAACGGUCUCUUCAGAAACAUGUGAUCAGUAGUUCAGGGAGAAGGUCUUCAUGCUGUUUAGCUAAUAAGAAAUGCUUAAAAGUGAACCGAACUGAUUUAGAAGGAAUCCAAACAGAAGAUAAACCAUUUGGCUGUGAUACUUGUGGACAAAGAUUUAAUCAAAAUGCACAUCUAAAGACCCACAUGAGAAUCCACACAGGAGAGAAACCAUUCCGCUGUAACAUUUGUGAAAAAAUAUUUAGACAUCAAUACAACCUUAACAGACACAUGAGAGUCCACACGGGAGAUAAACCAUUUAGCUGUGGUGUUUGUGGACAAAAAUUUAACCGUAACACAAAUCUCAAGACGCAUAUGCGGAUUCACACGGGGGAGAAACCAUUUGGUUGUGGUCUUUGCAGUAAAAGAUUUUCACAGCCUGGGGAUCUGAAAAGACACAUGAGUGUCCACACAGGUGAGAAACCAUUCAAAUGUAGCAUUUGUAGUAAAAGAUUUACGCAGAGGAUUCAUUACAAAAGUCACAUGAGCGUUCACACAGGAGAAAGACCAUUUGGUUGUGACUUGUGUGGCAAAACAUUUAACAGAGAAGGAAAUCUGAAAAUCCACAAAAGAGUCCACACAGGGGAGAAACCUUUUGGUUGUGAUAUUUGUGGACAAAAAUUUAACCAAAGCACAAAUCUGAAGACACACAUGAGAGUCCACUCUGGAGAAAAACCUUUCCACUGUAGCAUUUGUGGAGAAAGAUUCACGCGAGAGGGAAGUCUGAGGAGACACAUGAGACGCCAGGGAAUGAACCAUUUGAUUGUGGUGAAAAGUUUACAUGACAGUAAUCAUAAUGUAAUUAAAUGAAUAUUUUUUUAAUAUAUGUUGACAAAACAUAUAUAAUGCAAUGGUGGUUUUUCAGUAUUUCUAAUUAUGUUAUUUAUUAUAAAUCUGUAAAUUAUAUAAUACUAAACAAUAAAACUGGGGGGAG